Molecule: messenger RNA, 3258 nt
Organism: Cyphomyrmex costatus
Lineage: Eukaryota; Metazoa; Arthropoda; Insecta; Hymenoptera; Formicidae
Gene: DNAlig3
Product: DNA ligase 3
Exons: 19
Coding region: 157-3147 (996 amino acids)
Biological process (GO): double-strand break repair; DNA biosynthetic process; lagging strand elongation
Cellular component (GO): nucleus; DNA ligase III-XRCC1 complex
Molecular function (GO): DNA ligase (ATP) activity; ATP binding; zinc ion binding
Source: RefSeq, a predicted model, not a curated record
UCGUAACCUUCUUGUGCCACAGUGUGAAUAUGCGUAAAAUAGAAUAACUCGUAAAAUCGUCCUGUUGGUGAAGAAACUAAAUUUUAUUUCGGAAUAGAGUUUCCUUCGUCGUUAUUCGUUCUCCCUAAAUUCAUUCGCCCAAUUACGUUGAAUAUCAUGUCGACUGAUGAUGAGGAUCAACAGCAGCAAGGAGAAGAGAAACCGUUCGCUGUGGAGCGCGCGAAAACCGGCCGCGCGAAAUGCAAAAGGUGCAAAUGCCCAAUUGAGAAGGGCGAAAUACGGAUCGCUAAGUAUGUGGCGAGCUUCUUCUCGGACGGCAAACUGAUGCCAGCCUGGCACCACGUCACCUGUCUGUUCGAAGCGUUCGCGAAACAGCGCGCCAGCACAAAGAGGAUCGACGAUCCCAUGGAGGAUGUGAAGGGCUGGGAGCAAUUGUCCGACGACGACAAGAAGGUCAUCCUGGACAAGCUGGAGGCAUUUGAAAAAUCCUUUCCGGCUAAGGCAUCGAAGAAAGCUGCAACGCCACGUAAAGCGGCUUCUUCUAAUAAUUCUUCGGGAGAAACAGCGAAGAAGACUUCAGAUCAGAAAAGGAUCGCAACAGAUGAUAAAGAAAAAGACAAGCAGAAGGAUAAGCAGGAAAAGAACAAAGUCCCGUCGAAGGAUGACUCCUUUCGUGAAUUUCGGCGUGUGUGCAGCAACGUCGCCGACGUUGAUGCCUACACCGACAAGACCGCGAUUAUUAAGAGGAUGUUGACAAAAGGAUCACUCGGAGACGGUUUUAAGGGCGACAUCGUGCUCUGGUGCAAACUGCUGCUGCCUGGCGCCGUGAAGAGAAUUUACAAUCUGCAAAGCAAGCAGCUGAUAAAGUUGUUCGCGCGGUUGCUGCUCCAGGACGAGGACGCGAUGCUGGUGCAUCUGGAGCAAGGUGACGUGGCCGAGACAAUCAGCGUGUUCUUUGAAAAUAGCGCUGCCGCGUCGCCUUGUGCCGCGAGCGCAUUGACUAUUCAAGACGUUGAUCUCUUUUUGGAAAAUCUAUCGUUUUUGACUAAGGAGGAGGAGCAGAUCCAGCAUUUUCGAUCUAUUCUUGAUAAAUGUACCGCCAACGAUCUGAAGAUGAUCGUGCGUUUAAUCAAACAUGAUCUGAGGAUUAACGCCGGACCGAAACAUAUUCUCGAGGCGGUCCAUGCGGAUGCGUACAAGGCCUUUCAGAUGUCUCGAAAUCUGGAAACGGUAGUGCGACGUUUUUUGUCGAAUUUGGAAGAAAAAUCAAGCGCUUCAGGCUCAUCUUUAGGUCGAAAUAAAGUGGCUAUCUCAUUGAUGACGCCGGUUUUACCAAUGCUGGCAGAGGCAUGCACGUCUGUGGAAAUGGCGAUGCGAAAGUGCCCGAACGGAAUGUUGUCGGAGGUGAAGUACGACGGCGAGCGCGUGCAGGUGCACAAAAGCGGAAAUGACUUUCGAUACUUCAGCAGAUCCCUCAAGCCGGUUCUGCCGCACAAGGUGAAUCUCUUCAAGGAUUACAUAGCGCAGGCGUUUCCUGACGGUGACGAUCUAAUCCUUGAUUCUGAGGUUCUCAUGGUCGACAAUGAGACCGGACAACCUUUGCCUUUCGGCACCUUAGGAAUUCACAAAAAAGCCGAAUUUAAAAACGCCAAUGUGUGUCUUUUUGUCUUCGACUGCUUAUACUACAACGGCGAGAUACUUAUUGACAAAUCUAUGCUGGAGCGCAGGAACAUUUUGAAGGACAGAAUGACCGAGAUACCAAACAGAAUAACGUUAUCAGAGGUUUACGAAGUGCAUGAUCCGCAAGAUUUAGCAGGAAGGAUUGUCCAUGUGUUGAAAUUGGGUCUUGAAGGUUUGGUCUUGAAAGACAUCGACAGCAAAUACGAGCCGGGCAAGAGACACUGGUUGAAGGUAAAAAAGGAUUAUCUGUGCGGUGGUGCGAUGGCUGAUAGCGCAGAUCUCGUUGUGCUUGGUGCAUGGUACGGCACGGGUAACAAAGGCGGCAUGCUGUCGGUCUUCUUAAUGGGCUGCUACGACAAGAAGCGCGACAAAUGGUUAACCGUUACCAAAGUACACACGGGGCAUGACGAUGCCACUCUAACGAUGCUACAGGAUCAGCUGGACAUGGUGAAGAUCGGCAAAGAUAUGGAGAAGCUACCGAGUUGGUUGCACGCCAAAAAACCCAUGGUGCCGGAUUUCGUGGCGAAGGAUCCCAAGAAGCAGCCGGUAUGGGAGAUAACAGGCGCCGAGUUUACGAACCAGGGAGUGCAUACUGCGGAUGGCAUCAGCAUCCGGUUUCCGCGUGUCACACGGAUCCGCCACGACAAAGAUUGGUCGACAGCCACCACCCUGGACGAGCUGCGUAUUCUCUUCCAAAGGAAGCCCGAGUCCAUUGAUUUCGGCCAUUUGCUCAAUACGAUAACGAAUGUAAAGACUUCUCCGAGGAAGAUACCGUCCGAUCCUGCGAAGAACACAUCGCCGAAGAAGAUUGAGAGCUUGAGAAUCAGCUCCUGGGACGAACCAUCAACAAGUUCCAAGACUGAGUUGCCGGAGAACAUCAAGGAGGAAGUCAAGGAAGUAUCGCUUCUGGAAGGAACCCUCAAAAAACGCAAAAAAACUGAGUGCGACGAAAGAUCGUCUGACAAAGUCCGGUCGGAAAGGAAGAGAUUGAAACGUGAGAUUAAGGAAAAAACGGAGAAUCUUUCGUUAACAAAAUUAAAAAAGGAAGCGAAAUCGAAUUCGAGAACAGAAGGAUCUUUCGAGUCCUCGUUCGAUGCGAGUUCCAUCGAUUCGGACGUCGAGGAUACCAAAUUCAGUAAUGUACUGCAAGACGUGCGAGCGGGUCUCGCACCUGGUUUCGACACAAGCAGGGAGAGGGACACGCGAAGGAUGCUUAAAACACUCGGCGCCAAGAUAGUUACGCUGGUGAACGGACAAGACUCGACGGCGACCCAUGUCAUCCAUACUUGCACGGAAAUUCCGUCCUCGGCUGUCUUUGGGGAGUACGUGGUCUUUCCGCGCACUGUUAGGCACGUGAAUGUGUCCUGGUUGGAGGAAACCGCGGCGCAGUCCAGGAGACAGGAUGAAAUCCGGCACGCGGUCCAGCUGGCUGGGGAUUACUGUGAUUGCCCAUGCACGCAUCGUUAACGCAACAAAUGCAUGCACACGCGUUACGUAUACGAUUUAUUUACAACUCGUGUUUUGUAAAUGUCUUUAAUAAAAUUUGUAAAUGUCAAUAAAAUAUAUGUAAAGCUGUAA